Molecule: messenger RNA, 2754 nt
Organism: Zerene cesonia (dogface butterfly)
Lineage: Eukaryota; Metazoa; Arthropoda; Insecta; Lepidoptera; Pieridae
Gene: Xpd
Product: general transcription and DNA repair factor IIH helicase subunit XPD
Exons: 19
Coding region: 135-2417 (760 amino acids)
Biological process (GO): transcription by RNA polymerase II; nucleotide-excision repair; positive regulation of mitotic recombination
Cellular component (GO): nucleus
Molecular function (GO): hydrolase activity, acting on acid anhydrides, in phosphorus-containing anhydrides; ATP binding; damaged DNA binding
Source: RefSeq, a predicted model, not a curated record
AUGACAGGAAAACAAACGCCGUUUAUGUACCGAAUGAAAACCGCAAGCAGGAGAUUUUAAUUAACACGAUUCACGACUAUAAUAGCAGUAAAUUUUUCUUAGACCUAUUCCACGAAACCAGAAACAAAUAAAUCAUGAAAUUGACUGUAGAUGGUUUGCUUGUGUAUUUUCCUUAUGACUAUAUUUAUCCAGAACAAUAUGCCUAUAUGUUGGAAUUGAAACGGGCGCUUGAUGCUAAGGGUCAUGGGUUGCUAGAAAUGCCCUCAGGAACGGGUAAAACAAUAUCACUUCUAUCACUUAUUGUUGCUUAUAUGAUACAGAAUCCCCACCACAUAAGAAAAUUAAUAUACUGUUCGCGAACUGUGCCAGAAAUUGAAAAAGUGUUGGAGGAGUUAAAGAAUCUGUUCAAAUACUAUGAGAAAUCGCAAGGUGAAAAGCCAAGCCUCACUGGUGUGGUUUUGAGUUCCCGCAAGAACUUGUGUAUACAUCCUGAGGUGUCACAAGAAAGAGAAGGCACUUCCGUAGAUGGAAAGUGCCACGCCCUCACCGCAAGCUACAUAAGAGAAAAUCAUGAGAGAGAUAAUUCUAUACCUAUUUGUCAAUUCUAUGAGGGUUUUAACAGAGAGGGCAAAGAGUCAAUGUUGCCAUAUGGAGUGUAUAAUAUGGACGAUCUUAAACAGUAUGGAGCAGAUAGAAAUUGGUGUCCCUAUUUCUUAUCGAGAUUUGCUAUUAUACACGCAGAAAUAGUUGUCUAUUCAUACCACUAUUUGUUAGAUCCAAAGAUAGCAGAAGUUGUGUCCAAAGAGUUGAACAAGGAGGCGGUCGUUGUUUUCGACGAGGCGCAUAACAUAGACAACGUGUGCAUAGACUCGCUAAGUGUUAAGAUCACGAGAAGGACCAUAGACAAGAGCACGCAGGCGUUGCAGUCUUUGGAGAAAACUGUUGCGAGGAUAAGGGAAGAAGACUCGGCGAGGUUGGUGGCGGAGUAUGAGCAGAUGGUGGAGGGUUUGCGGGAAGCUGCGUUGGCGAGGGACACGGACACCAUACUUGGCAACCCCAUACUGCCUGAUGAAGUACUUAACGAGGUGGUUCCCGGGAAUAUACGCAAUGCAGAACAUUUCCUAGGAUUCCUGAAGAGAUUUAUAGAAUACCUAAAAACUAGACUGCGAAUACAGCACGUGGUGCAGGAGUCACCAGCUGGGUUCCUGAAGGACGUGUCGAGCCGCGUGUGCAUCGAGCGCAAGCCGCUGCGCUUCUGCGCCAGCCGGCUGCGCGCGCUGCUGCGCACGCUGCAGGUGCCCGACCCGCAGCGCCUGGCCGCGCUCACGCUGGUGGCGCACCUGGCCACGCUCGUCUCCACCUACACCAAGGGGUUCGUCGUCAUCAUCGAGCCCUUCGACGACAAGACGCCGACCGUCUCCAAUCCGAUAUUGCAUUUCUCUUGCAUGGAUUCUUCGAUAGCGAUGCGGCCAAUUUUCGCAAGAUUUCAAAGUGUUAUAAUCACUUCAGGAACCUUAUCACCGUUGGAUAUGUACCCCAAAAUAUUGGACUUCAACCCAGUGGUGAUGAGUUCCUUCACCAUGACGUUGGCCAGACCUUGCAUAUUACCUAUGAUAGUGUCAAAGGGCAGUGACCAAGUUGCAAUAUCGAGCAAAUACGAGACGAGAGAAGAUGUGGCCGUCAUACGCAACUACGGCCAGCUGUUGGUUGAGAUAUCGGCGUGUGUACCAGAUGGAGUGGUCUGUUUCUUCACGUCAUACCUUUAUCUGGAGAGCGUCGUCGGCGCCUGGUACGACCAAGGCGUGGUAGCGAGUCUGCAAAGGCAUAAACUUCUAUUCAUCGAAACCCAAGAUUCGGCCGAAACUAGUUUUGCUCUCAUCAAUUAUAUUAAGGCGUGCGAGAGCGGGCGCGGCGCGGUGCUGCUGUCGGUGGCGCGCGGCAAGGUGUCGGAGGGCGUGGACUUCGACCACCACCUCGGGCGCGCCGUGCUCAUGUUCGGCAUCCCCUACGUGUUCACGCAGAGCCGCAUCCUCAAGGCGCGCCUCGACUACCUGCGCGACCAGUUCCAGAUCCGCGAAAAUGACUUUCUAACGUUUGACGCGAUGCGACACGCGGCGCAGUGCGUGGGGCGAGCUUUGCGCGGCAAGACGGACUACGGCGUGAUGAUAUUCGCGGACAAGCGGUUCAGCCGCGCGGACAAGCGGGGCAAGCUGCCGCGCUGGAUACAGGCGCACCUGAGGGACUCGCUCACCGCGCUCUCCACGGAGGAGGCUGUGCAGAUAUGCAAACGCUGGUUACGGCAGAUGGCGCAGCCGUUCACGCGCGAGGACCAGCUGGGCGUGUCUCUGCUGACAUUGCAACAGCUCCAGUCCAAGGAGCAACAGGAGAAGAUCGAAAAACAAGUUCUGCAGAAGUGAUUCAGUGAAAGUGUGGAAGCCAGUGUAACAUGCGACAGUGAUGAUGGCCGUGAAACAAUUUAAUUUAGCGCUUCUUAGUGCUGGCAUACAUAAAAUGUCCGAAAGCCGGGCGUUUGUUGGAGGAUUACUUUAAUAAAUAUCUUGCGAAAUCAUUGUGGUGUCACAGUGGUGUUCUUUCUAUAAAUGUAAAGAUGGCAGACUUGGAAAAAAACUGAUAUCAAUAUAAUAUACAAUAAGAUAUCAAGGAGAAAUCUUGUAAUGACUGAUUUGUUUUAUAUUAAACGGUGUUGCAAAGCAACGUGUUUGUAAAGUGAUUCCUAAUAAAUGAAUACAUUGA